This is a messenger RNA of Didymodactylos carnosus, 960 nucleotides long. Lineage: Eukaryota; Metazoa; Rotifera; Eurotatoria; Philodinida; Philodinidae. The record is from the annotation of a GenBank genome assembly.
AUGUCAAUAACAGGACAAAACUCAAGUAGUAAAAAAACAGAAUCUGACAAACAACAAAAUAUCUCUUGUUUAGUUGUAUUACGUGAACGAAGUGGACGUCUAGGUAACAGAAUGUUUAUGUUUGCUAGUGCUAUGGGCUUAGCUUUAACACAUUCAUGUCGAUUGUACAUUGAUCAACCUAUUAUCAAUGAACUUUUAUCUUGGUUUCAACUUAAUCUGCCAAAGAACAUAACAAUAAAUAAAGAACAUUAUACCAAUUUGUCACGUUUUAUUCAACAAAAAAAGAAUUUAUGUACAUACUUUCCAGAAUUAAUGAAACCAUAUGCAAUCAAAUAUUUAGAAUUAAGGGGAUUUUGGCAAGCUCAUGGACAUUUUGUUAAAUUCAAGAACGAAAUACGAAAACAAUUUACUUUUAAACCAACUAUUGCUAAGAGGAUAGCUUCGUUCUUCAAAACGUAUAUCUGUCAGCAAAUAAAUUGUACGUCUAAUUAUCUUGCAAAGAACGUAACGCAAGUUCAAUUAAAAUUAGAUCUUCGUGACUCGCCGUACACAUGGAUUGGUAUCCACAUUCGACGAGGUGAUUACUUGAGAGGACGACGAGUAUCAUCAAUAAAGUUCAUUAUAGAUGCAAUGGAUUAUUUUAUCGACAAGUAUGGAAACAAAAGUCUAUUUGUUAUUACAAGUGACGAUAAAUCUUAUUGUGCAAGAACGUUUCUCAAUCGAACUAAUGUUCUGAUUACACCAUCAUCAUUUUCACCUGCCGAUGAUCUUGCUACGUUGGCCGUGUGUGAACAUACAAUCGUUACUGUUGGCACCUUCGGUUGGUGGGGAGCCUUUCUUUCGGGUGGUGAAGCUAUCUGUGAUGUCAAAUCCAGUCAAAAUCCAACAGCAAUCGAUAAUAAUUGUGCUCGACAAGCAUUUUUUCCAGAAUGGUUCUCAUAUUUGAAUAAAACAUCCUGA